UUUCCCGUGGAGGUGACAGCCGUGGGCUUGCUGAAGCAUGGCCGGCAGAAGACCGGCAUGCUUUCUGUCUCCUGGUCUGACCAAACCCAGGUUCUCAUUUACAGGACAUUUGAAGAAUUUAGGACCCUCCAUAAAGGACUGAAGAGAAAAUUCCCCAUUGAGAGUGGUUUAUUGAAAAAGUCCGACCGGACCCUCCCAAGAUUUCGAGAUGCCAAUGCGAUGCUGAGAAAGAAUCAGAAGUUGAGCCGCUGCAUGGAGACACUGAAGCUGCUGGAGGUUUACUGCCAGGAGCUGCUGAAGACUCAAGCCAAAAUCUCCCGAGGAGAAGACGUGGUUAAGUUUCUUGAAGCCCACAGCCAGGAUCUGGAGCCCCCCUUUCCAGAAAACAGCAUCAUCGUUUUGCCUUCUGAAAUGGGAGAGAGGAAGAAAGAGGCUCCCAGGGCUCCCACCCUGACCAUCACACAGCCGGUCAUCUCCCAGAUGUACCAAUGCGUUGCACCCUUUCGAACGCAAGACACCCAGAACAAGCCCUUCGAAGCCACCAAGGCAGAAAAGCUGGAAGUGCUGAUGAAGGACAGGACAGGAUGGUGGCUAGUGGAAAACAACCGAAAGCAAAUCGCCUGGUUCCCAGCUCCAUACCUGGAAGACAGCAAAGAAAUGCCCAUCAUGGAAGACAAUGACGAGGAAGGGAUGCUCUAUUAUGUCACCCAGGCCUACAGAGCCAAGCAACCAGAUGAACUCUCCCUUGAGUUUGGGAUUGUGGUGGAAGUGCUGGAGAAAACAGACAGUGGCUGGUGGCGGGUUUGGUACAAUGGAACCACAGGCAUUGUUCCCUCCAUGUUUCUCCAGCCAUACAGAAACCCCCUUAGCAAAUUCCUGGCUCUUGCCUCUCCCUCCUUAUGCAGCUCCUUGCCAAACCUCACUGAAGCCCCCAGUCUCAGCAGCAAGAAUUGCACAGGCCAGCAAAAGGGGAACCAGGUUUGUCUCAGCCAGAAGAUGCAAAGCAAAGUCACUGGCUCACUCGAAGGCAAAGGCAUUCGUUCUCCAAGUACCUCAGGAAAUUCCAGGCCAGCCUCUGGGAAAGAGAGUUGGUCCAGCAGCUCCGGGAACGUGAGUGACCAAGGAUUCUGUGGUCCCUGUGAUCCUAAGGGCCACACUGUCCUCACAGAGACCCUUCUACAGACAUCUGGCAACCCAGGAAGAGCCUCCUUAAGCUGGCAGCAGAACAAUUCGGGCUUUGAAGAGGAAUCUUCUGGAGACCCUGUCCAUUUGCUUCCUUCCUCUGGUAUGGGCUCCUUGCCUAGUGGACCCAUUGUGCCCCCACGCCCCUCCCCCCAUGAAAUCCUCCAGAAAUGCAGCAGCCUAACCAGAAGGGCUCUGCAGAGAUCUCUGGAGCAGCCCAAGUGGUUCCCAGCUGUAGAAAGCAAAGAUGCCAUCUAACAUCAUGGGACUCUGAGGUUUAUUAGCGUGAGAAAUAACUGUUGUGUAUGGAAGGAAUCACUCAGUUCCUUAUGUAGGGCUAGAAUUGGAUGUCCUUCCACAGUCAGACUGAAGCGGCUCAAAGGAUGACGUUCUUCCACAGUGGGACACACCUCCAUUUUCCUAAAGAGAGAUCAAGCUGAAAGCACCACUUUAAGAGCUUUUUCACCAGGUUGGGUGACAUCACCUCCUGCAAUGGGACACCAUUGGGCCAUGCUGGAUGGAGCAGACACAUACCUGUGUGGAGCACCGAGAAUAUUUUGUGAAGGACUUAACCCAAUCCUGCCUGAACAAGAGAGAUGGGCAGGUAGAACUGAGGCCCGCGUGGCCCUUUGAAGCUCACUAGUAGUCCUACCUUCUACUCAACUAUCAACACCCAUGAGUUGUUGACUGCCGUACCCAGGUUGGGGUCUACAGUAGAUAUUUAUUUAAUAAUAUACUGGAAUGGACGUAUUUUAAUACUUUUAGGUAUUCCUUACUUAUUAAUGUAUUUUAAUAUUUUAAUAAUGGAUUUCCAUCUAGAGGCUUGAGGGUUAUUAAGACUAUACAAAUAUGAAUUAAUAAAAUGGCAUGUAAUAAAUAUGCUAUACUUUCAAAUUCCAAGCAAUCUGCCUGCGAAAAAUGAAAUUACUUUGCUUGCAAUUUCUUUGGAAAGUCUCUUCCCAUUUUUUUUUUUUAAAGUUCAACAAGUUACAUUUCACGGAACCUUUCCUCACUUAUCUCACUUGCAGAAUAAAAACUUCCGUUA
Messenger RNA from Ahaetulla prasina, 2227 nucleotides. It is a transcript of the gene NOXO1, whose product is annotated as NADPH oxidase organizer 1. Bases 58 to 1440 code for a protein of 460 amino acids. Gene Ontology annotation, molecular function: phosphatidylinositol binding; protein binding; superoxide-generating NADPH oxidase activator activity. Gene Ontology annotation, biological process: superoxide anion generation. The transcript is spliced from 8 exons. NCBI's taxonomy places the organism in Eukaryota, Metazoa, Chordata, Lepidosauria, Squamata, Colubridae. The record is from RefSeq and is a predicted model, not a curated record.